AUGGCUAAUUUCAAAGCUGUAGGAGUAAUCCCAGAAGAUCUCAAUUGGCAACAAAGAGAAAAAAAAUUGCAUGAUGCCAAACAGUUCAUUUGGGAUGAUCCUUACUUGUUCAAAAUUGUAGUAGACAACCUUCUGAGGCGUUGUGUGACUAAGGAAGAAGUGGAAGGAAUUUUAUGGAACUGUGACAAGUGUCAAAGGACAGAUACUAUUUCCAAACGUCAUGAAAUGCCACUACAAGGCAUCCUACAGGUUGAAGUUUUUGAUUGCUGGGGCAUAUACUUUGUUGGACCUUUUCCACCAUCUUUCAAUAAUGAAUACAUACUGGUGGUAGUGGAUUAUGUGAGUAAAUGGGUUGAAGCUCUAGCUUGUCCCAAGAAUGAUUCUAGCACUAUGAUUAAAUUUCUGAAAAGGCAAAUUUUCUCCCAUUUUGGAACACCCAGAGUACUCAUCAGUGAUGGAGGAUCUGAUUUUUGCAAUUUUCAGCUUGUAAAGGUACUCAAGCAUUAUGGUGUGAGACACAAGAAGCUAGAUGAUGCUCUUUGGGCAUAUCGAACUACAAUGAAGACAACUAUUGGAUUAUCUCCUUUCCAAAUGGUCUAUGGAAAGGCAUGUCACCUCCUGGUGGAGAUGGAACAUUGA
Messenger RNA from Vigna umbellata (rice bean), 639 nucleotides. The record is from RefSeq and is a predicted model, not a curated record. NCBI's taxonomy places the organism in Eukaryota, Viridiplantae, Streptophyta, Magnoliopsida, Fabales, Fabaceae.